UUUUGAGAGCUCUGAUUGGUGGACUUUAAUUUGCGAUUUUUAUUAGGUGCUGUCUAAAUGGUCCAAUCUACGUCUCGUCAAAUCUACGACGUCUCAUACGGUGGCGCCCUCUAAAUGCGCCGAAAGCGACUUUUGGAACCGGAAAUACGUCAUAGACGUCGAGUUUUGGAUUUUUGACACCAACCAGCGGCGGUAGAUUUGGCUUGCCUGUUUGCGAGUGCUCGCCGUUUGUGUCUCAGUUCUUCUUUGCAUCUUUUUGGUUGUCCUGCUGUGUGGUUCCCCUGUUGUUCGAAAUGAACAGCGGUCCCGACAAACCAUUUGCGGCGCUGAAAGAAGUAGCUGCUCGUCUGGACGUUGAGAUUCCCAACGCCGCCAACUGUCUGGAGGGUCCUCGAACCACUGCAGCCUGUACGAGUGCCAGGAAAGUUUCCGAAAUGGCGACAGUUCUUGAGGCCGAGCUAAAGCUGGUUGAACUCAGGCUUGAAAAGGUCGUGAAGGAGAAAUUAGCAUCAAUUCAAGAACUGACAGAGUGCUUGAAACAGACAGACUGUGACAACAAAGAGACAUUGCAGAAGCUUAUACCGCUUGGGUUCAAAGUGCCUGAUCACCUCUUGCCUGCCCUGCAGAACCUCUCUCUGCAAUGCGAUCAAGUCACAGCCAAAGAGGCAGCUGAUGACACGCUGGAAGAUUCGGCGUGCUCUCUAGCACAUGUUGUGAAAAACUUGGAGCCUGCAUUCAGCAAAGCAGCUGGUGGAUCACAGCUGCGCAAGCCAAGUCAAGUGCCGUCAAACUUGUCUAGGUCAUCACUGCGAAUUUGGAACUCUAAGCAUGCGAGCCGGUCUCCACCUCGCCGUUUCCACGGCAGCUCCAACUUGGACAGGUACCUCGAAGAAAUUGGCAACGAGGAUACGGUAACUGUUAUGAACUACAAGCCGCAAGCUUCUCGGACAGCAGCCAAACCAGCAGUGGCUUCUGGGACACCUGAUAGGGAAUCUGCAGCACCUGUGCAGAAGGUGACCGAAUUUCAAUCAUUGAAGCAAUCGUUGCUGGCCGACACCUUCACUUGUGGAAUACAGCCUCUUCCAGUGACACCUGAGCUUACAGGGAAACCACUUGGACAGUCCAAGGAGAGCUGCCCGUUAACCCCACAGGCACCAGACUGUGAGGAGUUUUUACUCGAGAUGAAGGAACGCACAACUGUGACAGCAAAGACACCAGAGCUCGCAGACUUUCUGGAGCCAGUACUGAAGGAGAAUGUGGGUUUGCCAUGAUGAAAGUUAUUGAUGCUCUUGCCAAGUCCAGUACCACUUAUUAAUGAAACUCUUUUUUGUAUAUUUUGGCUACCAAAAUAAAGUUUUAUAUAGUU
This is a messenger RNA of Dermacentor silvarum, 1366 nucleotides long. RefSeq lists its product as uncharacterized. NCBI's taxonomy places the organism in Eukaryota, Metazoa, Arthropoda, Arachnida, Ixodida, Ixodidae. The transcript is spliced from 13 exons. The coding region runs from base 294 to 1271 and encodes 325 amino acids. The record is from RefSeq and is a predicted model, not a curated record.